UGAACAUUAAGUCGGUAACAAUAGAUGCAGGCUCUUGUGGUGCAGCAGUGUUGCCCUUACUUCUGGCCCUGAAAGCCUGCUUUCAAAUCCCACUUGCUCCAGCGGUAUGCUAUAACAUGUCUGAGAUGGUUGAUUUGAAAAUACAGUAUUUUAUUUUCAAAUGCAGUCCAUGACCAAUCAGCCUGAAUCGCCCCAGGCUGAAAUAGGCGGUGCUUGUCAGACCUGGAACUUGAUCCCCAUUCACAAUAGAAACGUCAAGGACAGAAGUCGUACUUAUUUUUCUUUUUUGCCCAUUCUCUCCAUUACAGCCAAUGAUUACACUUCAAUGUUACUUAAUUGUAAAGGUUUUUGAAAAGCGUUAUGUAAAUGCAGGUAUUAUUUUAGAGCAACCUGAAAAACUCUACGCCUAAAUUCGCACAUUCAGAAGUAAAAUUCAGAGUGCAGCGCUUGUGUUAUUCCCAUUCAAUCUUAAAUCUCUCCAAAAUUGACAUGAUACUCUCUCAUGCUCAUUAGGAUAAUUGAUUUCCGUUAUGAGCUCCUUCGCCCCCCACUAGCGUUGUUAAGGAGUUCCAAACCUAAGUUCCCUCUGACCAGUGUCCAUGAAGCACGCAGCUCCUCCUCCUCCUCCUCCUCCUGCACUGACUGACUCAUCGCGUUAAUUUCAUUCCAGCCGCUCAUUCCUGAAAUUUUUCCUGAACCUGUCACCAGUCUAGUUUCCAAAAUACUCCAUCUCCAAAAAUCCAACUUGGAAUGAAAGCUGCAGACAGCCCCCCCCCCCCCCCAAAGCGGUCAGCUUGAACCGGUUACCGAUGAACUGCCUCUGCAUUGAGUAAAGGAAGAGGAAGCAAAACGCGUUUGUUCACAACAGAUUUUUUUUAAAAAAAAACAAAGGAUUGUGGAAACCAGCCCGGCAUCCGAGAUUGGUAACUCCACAAAUAUUUCCGAUUUGUAGAUGUGCUGUGCUGUCCUCCAAGCUGAGGCUUGGAGACCCCAGACCAUUAAAAUAGAGACAAACAGUUGGAGCGAGGGCACCAGCCCUGACCACAACUCUGAGACAAUGAAUGACUCAAUUGAGAAGAAUUUGGACAAUGAUGCAGAGGGUGUGUGGAGUCCUGACAUCGAGCAAAGUUUCCAGGAAGCUUUAGCCAUUUACCCACCAUGUGGCAGGCGAAAAAUUAUCCUGUCGGAUGAAGGAAAAAUGUAUGGACGCAAUGAAUUAAUUGCGAGGUAUAUCAAGUUGCGGACAGGAAAAACACGGACACGCAAACAGGUGUCGAGUCACAUUCAGGUGCUUGCUCGAAGGAAGUCACGUGAGAUUCACAGCAAGUUAAAGACAAUCAAUAUGGAUCAGUCAGCAAAGGACAAAGCCCUUGCCAGUAUAGCAGCCAUGUCAUCAGCACAGAUCGUAUCAGCGACUGCUAUUCAAAACAAACUAGGCAUGUCAAAUAUGUCUCGUCCUUUUCCCAUCACAUCUGUGACUCCUGAGUUCUUUCAGUGUUGGCCAGGUGCUGUAACUUCGGGGGAAGCAGGCUCCUCACAAGAUGUGAAACCUUUCAUCCUACAACCAUUUGCUGUUCAACCAAAUGUAAACCAUUCCCCACUCUUGGCGGCUUGGCAGGGUCACUGCAUUGGAUCUGCAAAGAUCAGGCUUGUGGAAUUCUCUGCUUUCAUGGAGCAGCAAAGGGAUCCGGAUACUUACAAUAAACAUCUCUUUGUCCACAUCGGUCAGUCAAGUCCUUCCUAUAAUGAAGCUCUACUUGAAUCAGUUGACAUUCGCCAAAUCUAUGAUAAAUUUCCAGAGAAGAAAGGGGGAUUGAAGGAGUUGUUUGAGAAAGGAACACCAAACACCUUUUUCCUUGUAAAAUUCUGGGCUGAUCUUAGCAUUCAUACUCAAGAUGAAGCAGGUAUGUUCUAUGGAGUCACCAGCCAGUAUGAAAGUGCUGAGAACAUGACCAUUACCUGUUCCUCUAAGGUCUGCUCUUUUGGAAAACAAGUUGUAGAAAAAGUUGAAACAGAAUAUGCCCGGUUUGAAAAUGGCCGCUUUCUGUACCGAAUUCAUCGUUCUCCAAUGUGUGAAUAUUUGAUUAACUUUAUACACAAACUUAAGCAGCUCCCAGAGAAAUACAUGAUGAAUAGUGUCUUGGAGAAUUUCACCAUUUUACAGGUGGUAACCAACAGAGACACACAAGAACUCCUCUUGUGUGUUGCAUACGUCUUUGAAGUUUCGACUAGUGAACAUGGAGCUCAGCAUCACAUCUAUAAACUUGUGAAAGAUUAGACUAAAGCCAUGCUCUCAGUUUUGUUUCUAAACAUUGAGGAGGAGAAUCUGGAUCGGUUUGAGGUGCUAUCUUUUUCCCAUAUGCCGUUCUGCGAUUUCACCCACCACAAACCCAACCUCUGAGGCUGGUUUUCUGUACAAUACUAAACAACUCUAGUGAUCCGGUUUACAGUGACAACAGCCACAUCAAGCUUUUCUUGAAGGUUGUGCAGUGAAAAUAAGGACAUGUUUGGCUUUAACCAAAUCGUAAUCUUAAUUUGAUUGGACUGAUGGAGAAGCCCCAGCAGCAUUGUAUUUGUCUUCCACCUUUAAGGUGUAUUAAGUGAUUUGACGUUUGCUGUUAGCAAAUGAUUCCUUUUAUCUUGGUUGUUGAUUAGAAAUGAUUAUCACCUAGUUCAAACAAACUUUGGAUAAAAUUGGAAGAGACCCUACCAGAUUGGAAGAUUAAACAUUCACCCUGUGUAUUGGCAAACAUGUGUGUGUUCUGACCUCUCCAUACUUGCAUACCGCUGUGGGAACAGUAAAUAAAUUAUUUAUUUGGA
Molecule: messenger RNA, 2820 nt
Organism: Chiloscyllium plagiosum (whitespotted bambooshark)
Lineage: Eukaryota; Metazoa; Chordata; Chondrichthyes; Orectolobiformes; Hemiscylliidae
Source: RefSeq, a predicted model, not a curated record